Molecule: messenger RNA, 1369 nt
Organism: Sesamum indicum (sesame)
Lineage: Eukaryota; Viridiplantae; Streptophyta; Magnoliopsida; Lamiales; Pedaliaceae
Source: RefSeq, a predicted model, not a curated record
ACGCCAAAAAUCUCCUACCUCAUCAGAUUCUCUCAACGCUCAAGUCAGCGCCUUGCAACCACCACCACCACCUUAUAUACAAUACUCCCACGCCCCUUUGUUUUCACUCUCUAUCUCCCUUUUCUUCCUUGCUAAUAAUUCCUCCCGGAAAAGAAAAUUGUGGAGCCAAUAUACACGCGUAAAAUUCAUCGGAAAUGGAGGCCUUGACCGCCACCAGCGCCGGCGCCGUUUCGCUUCCGAUGUUCUCCGCCAACAAAUCCAGAGGCCCUUCUUCCCGGCCCCGCCUUCGCUGCUCCCCUUCCCCCAAAAAUGACAGUGAUAAUAUUAACACUAACAGCGAACCCGAUAUCAAACCCGAUUCUUCCCACUCCAGGCUCGCCCCUGUCCUCAGAAAUCGUACCCUUUCCAAGGAUGCAGCGAUGGGUUUGGUUUUAAGUGCAGCCAAUGUGAGGGGAUGGACCACCGGAUCGGGCAUGGAAGGCCCAUCCAUGCCCGCCGGUUCUGACCCUGAUCCAGGUACGGAGCGUGUGUCCACUUUCCCAUGGUCACUCUUCACCAAAUCCCCCCGCCGUAGAAUGCGUGUGGCUUUCACCUGCAACGUCUGUGGCCAGCGCACCACCCGGGCCAUUAAUCCACAUGCCUAUACCGACGGCACCGUCUUUGUCCAGUGUUGUGGGUGCAACAUAUUUCAUAAGUUGGUAGACAAUUUGAAUCUAUUCCACGAGAUGAAGUGUUAUGUGAAUUCAAGCUUCAACCCGAACCCGAAUGAUGUUAUGGGCUUCAAGUACUUUGACUUGGAUGAGGACAACAAUGAUGAUAUGUUUCCGCUCUUUUGAAAGGAUCGUUGGCCAUUUUCAACACGUAAUACCACUGUGUGGGAUGAGAAACGUUUAGAAAUCAUGAAACAUUUGUACCGAAAAGAAGGGUGGAAAACAACAGGGAUCUUCCAUCAGUACAUGCAAGAGUUUUCUAUGAAAAUUGUACUGAUUAGCAGUGGUUGAGUUUUAACGGGUGUCUUGAACUGAUGUGGAAGAGCUAUUGCCUAUUGCAGUGCUCCUUGACCAUCUUCGUUUAGCACAAACGCUUUUAGUUACAGUUGGUCAUGGAAUGAUAAUGCGGCCUUAACUUUCAUUACAAGAAGCUACCCACACCAACAGAGCAUUUUCGGGUUGUGUUGCAUAAAUUUCUCAUACAUGGUUGGGCUAGUAAUGAUCCAAGCCUGAGCAUUAGAAGUUGAGCUGAGGCCCCAAAUUUGGUUGGGCUUACGGUGUUGUAAGAAUAGUAAUUGUAGAAUCAAUUUUCGUGUCUUGAUUCAGUUCAAUUUUUUUCAGAUUUUGAGUUAUGAAAAGUCUGGUAAUGAAUUUGGGAA